AUGGCUCCCGAUCGCCCUACUACAGAAUCUGGCUCCGGCUCAGACAAUGACGAAGACAAGCAGAGCGUUGCAAGCAACUCAAGCACGAUGGCGACUACAGAUGACUUCAAAGCCGAUCUUCUCAAGGCAAUCAAAGACAUCAAGACCGUGGAAAAGGUUGCCUUCGAUCAAGAAAUUGAGAUUCCCGAGGAUUUCAACAUCUCUGUUCAAGGUGUUGGCGAUAUCAAACUUCCCCUCAAGAAGGCCCAAGUAGUGAAGAUUAUCACUCAGGCACGACAAGCGCCCUUUGGAAGAGGAAGUGACACUAUCGUCGACACUUCUGUCCGAAAAACCUGGGAACUCGAUCCUGAGCAGUUCACCAUCGGCGGAGAAGAAUGGUCCAACUACCUCCAGGAACUGAGUGAAAUCGUCGCUCAAAAUAUGGGCAUCAAGACGCCUGUCCACGCCGAGCUCUACAAGAUGCUUCUCUAUGAAAAGGGUGCCAUGUUCAAAGCACACGCCGACACGGAGAAAAUCCCCGACAUGUUUGGAACCCUUGUCGUCACUUUGCCAUCGAAACACAAGGGUGGAGAGGUUGUUCUGGAGCACUGCGGCGAGAAGAUUGUCUACGAAUCUUCUAAAAGCCAAGCUUCUUGUGCUGCUUGGUACUCAGAUGUUCACCACGAAGUUCUUCCCGUCAAGUCAGGCUAUCGCUGGGUUCUUACCUAUAACCUCGCUACUGGCCAAUCCUCGCCGCACACAUCUGAUACCUUCUCGGAAACCAAACUUCGGCCCCUCCGUGAAUGUGUUCAAGGAUGGCUCGCGCGGGAGCAAAGGGAUCGCAAAACUCCAUAUGCAUGCCACGUCCUAGAUCACGACUAUACUCAAGCCAACAUUUCCCAAAAGUCGCUGAAAGGAGCAGACAUGACCCGGUUCAUGGCUCUUCAAAAAGCAUUGGAGGGAUUCCCGGUUACGAUGUAUCUUGCACUGCUUGAGAGAGAGGAGAUUGGGAUGGUGGACUUUACAGAGCCAGAGAUGCAGGCUUUCUGCCACUUGCCAUUCACCUUGUCCAGGACUCUUGACACCUACCGAGACCCAUUCAAAGGUUAUCACCCUUCAUUGUAUUCAGUUGAUGAAGCGGUUUGUCGACUAAAGACUCUUAGAGACUUACAAGGUGAAGUCGUUGCUGAUGAGCUAAUCGUCGCGGAGAAUUGUAUUCUUGAUCCAAGUGCCUUCGAGGGUGUGAAGUCUGAGAAUGAGUAUGAAUUCAGUGGCUUCUCUGGUACAACAGCAACACAUUGGUAUCGUCGAGGCACCAUCGUUAUUGCUCCUCACGACUCGGUUGCUGGCUUACUUAGCGAACUCGAUAACCAUUGCGAUGCGUCUCCAGAAAUGCAGAUCAAGUAUAUUGUGCACUUGUGCUCUCAGCCUGAUGUGCAAGAUCACCUGAUCAGCACAAUGGUCGAACUUGUUGAGAAUGCAAUGCCCAAGCUGGAAACCCGCCCUGACUUGAUGAAGGAUAAGUCCGUCUUGUCAAAGGUCGUCAAAGUUGCCCUACAACAUGAGCGAUACCAAAUUUCUGAGAACAUUCUGGCCAAAUUCUACAAGGUCCUUCCAUCUGAUUUGUUUACCUGGUUGAGACAAUGGGUGAUCGAACCCGAUGAUGAUGACAAGACUUUAGACAAUUUCAACAAGCUCAAGAAAGGACUCUCGCUUGCUAUGGCUUCAGAGGAAGGGUUGCCACACAAGCACAAGCUCGUAUCUCACUUUAUCCCUCUUCCUAGUGACCUACCCGCCGACGCUCUUCCAACGCCUGGGCCAAUUUUGGAAUGGACCCGUCAAACACUGAAGAAUUUGUGUCAUGGAGGUGUUCCUAUUGAAGUGGUUGCAGACGACGCGUUGGCUGUGGUCGGUUUUGCGCUGUACUUCGAGAGCAAGGUUGAUUUCCUGAAAGAGUUAUUACGAAGUGUCGUGCCUCUUUUCAAGGAUUGUCCUCUGGCCCCAGGCUUCCGUUUCAUGACCUUGGCACGAGUGAUGGCUCUGAUUGAGGAGGGCAAACUUCCUCGGCAACAGGGCAUGGAUCUCUAUCGAACUAUGGCAGGCUUAUUGAUCGAGUCUCAGGACUUUGCUUCACUACAGCAUCCAACAACAAUCCAAGAGCAGUCAAAAAAGAUGAACCUCCCGCCUUGGCUGACUUCCAAGAUGUGGGCUCAGCUUAGGCUGGGGAAUGCAGUCACGCACAAUGACAUGGGAAACUUCUUCUCGGGACUUUUGAAGGCCAGCACAAAGUCGAACAAUGUUUCAGGUCAAUUCAUGUCCAAGAUCACCAAGCAGGUUGGCAGACUUUCAAAGGCCAGUUUCCAGUUGACCUGGCUUCCUUUUCUGCGUUCCACUAUCCCCCUUCUCGAAAACGAGGGCAUUUCCUUGAGCACACCAACCUACAAGAAGUUUUUCUCUGCUAUCACUCGGGGUGUUCUUGACAACUUUCUUGGACCGGAGCCCCGUGAGCCUUGGACCUGGGCCCUCGCCGGCGUUCCCUGUGACUGCGGCGAUUGCGAGCGUGUCAGCGCCUUUCUUCGCCACCACACAAAGAUGUCUGAAGAAUACCCGAUGAACAAGCCCCGGCGUACCCAUGUCCAGCAGGUCCUUGAGAAGGCAGGUGUCGGUUGCAGUAUUCAGACCCGCCGUGACACGAGCCCCUAUCCACUCGUGGUCACCAAAACCUCUCGACCUCAGGGGGUGAAGUUGGAAGCAUGGAAGAAACGAAGGGAUCAGGUCGUAGAGGAGUUUGAUCAGAUUCAGCCACAUCAUCUCAAGAAACUUCUCGGUAAGGGAUACAAGGCAAUUGAGCAACUCCGUGCCGGUCAGAAGGGUCAGGAAAGCCUGUCACAGGGACCUCAGACAGGAGAAAAGCGUGGGGUCGACGAGUGA
Molecule: messenger RNA, 2910 nt
Organism: Fusarium tjaetaba
Lineage: Eukaryota; Fungi; Ascomycota; Sordariomycetes; Hypocreales; Nectriaceae
Exons: 6
Coding region: 1-2910 (969 amino acids)
Source: RefSeq, a predicted model, not a curated record